Messenger RNA from Culex quinquefasciatus (southern house mosquito), 6053 nucleotides. Its product is annotated as collagen alpha-1(V) chain. Gene Ontology annotation, molecular function: extracellular matrix structural constituent. Bases 171 to 5690 code for a protein of 1839 amino acids. The record is from RefSeq and is a predicted model, not a curated record. NCBI's taxonomy places the organism in Eukaryota, Metazoa, Arthropoda, Insecta, Diptera, Culicidae. The transcript is spliced from 14 exons.
UAAAAAGUCAAGAAAACUGACCGCAAUCGCUUGGUGUGAGCCAGUCUGUGAUUGGCUUUCCGAGAGCAAACAACGGCGAUGUUCAAAAAUGAAAUCACCGGACCACAGGCCGAAAAAAGAGAAGAAGAAAAUUUACACUAGUGCGAUUUAGAGAGCAGUAACAGUUUAGAAUGAGAGAGGCAGACGCAAGGAGAGGAAAACCGGGAUGGUCCGGCGGAUUCCGGCAGCGGAAAUGUUACACACUUGGGGGUGUGGAAAAUGUUCGAGUGCCGGCCGCCAGCAUCUUCGGGAGAGUUGUAACGGUCGCCAUCAUUGCUGCUGGAUUAUUCGCCGGAUGUGAGGCUGUUGCUAGCAAAGAUGGACUCGUUGACUUCAUCGAGCUGUUUGGAAUUCCUAGGCUACCCUCGGGCAUCACACCCACUUCAGGCAUGUGCAACGAGACCCGCAACGAGUACCAAACAUAUCCGGCGGCGGCCUACAACCUCAACCAGGAUACGGUGCUAAGCAUCGGAACGACCCAAGCCUUCCCGGCCGGCUUUCCUACGGACUUUUCUCUGCUGGUUGUGCUGAAGGCCACUCCCAACCUUGUCCGGGUACCGCUGUUUUCGGUGUACUCGUCCGACUCGGAGGAGGUCCUGAUGCUGAUGGUCGGCAUGGAAGUGGCGCUGUACUACCAAGAUACCGACGGUGAACCCGAGGAGGAGAGCUUGAUCAGCUUCGGCGUUGGUAUCGACGAUCAGCGGUGGCAUCGGUUGGGAAUCAGUGUUAAGGGAGAUUCUGUCACGUUGGUAUUGGACUGUAACACCCAGAUCACUAGACAACUGAAGAGGAAACCAUCUUCGACAAUUGCCGUCGAUGGAUUGAUUCUGACGGGAAUGCAGUUGAAUGAAGAUGAUGGUUUCUUUACGGGAGAUGUACAGCUGUUCAUGGUUGCGAAUACUCCCGAUGAAGCGUACCACAUCUGUACUAGGUAUGCGCCCAGUUGUGCUGGAUCAGUGGACUACGGAUCGGUGCAUAUUUCAUCCGGAGUUCAUAGCCAGUCGUUUCAAGCUGGUUCAGCAGCCAAUUCUUCGUCGUCUUCCCAGCGUCAAAGUGGCUACGAAAGUACCCGAGAUCAAGUGAACAGACAGGUGGUAUCAAGUUCAAGUUCUGCAACGGGUAGCCAAAGCUAUGGUCAUCGUGAGUUUGUUGAUUUGACAGGGGAAGCCGAUGGACUCGAAAGCAUUGGAGAAGAUGACGAAUAUUAUAACAAUCUAGAACUUGAGGGUGAAUCGAAACAACCCGAGCACCAAACCUACAGUACAAGUACUCAGCGGUCGUACGAAGAUCAGUACAGAGCCGAAUUCAACCGAACAACCUCUGAUGGCUAUGAUCAGUACGGAAGAAGACCAAUUUUGCCGUUGCCAGAUCCAGAGUAUGAUUCGUCAGCCACGAACAGGAGACAACCUGACGGUGAACAACCGUACGAAGACAUCGAACCAUUUCACGACCCAGGGUCUCCAGGCAGUGAUGAUUCUUCCGUUUCCUUCCCAAUAUUACCAUCGAAUAACCGAAGUAUCGGUGGUGUCCGAACCAUUGUCGGUCCUAGAGGUUUGCCUGGGGAACCAGGUCCAAAGGGAGACCCAGGUAGAGAUGGCUUAUCGGGACAAUCGGGUCCCCCAGGACCUCCGGGACACGUUUUCAUGAUCCCGCUGAGUCAAUCAACUAACGAAAAGGGUCCCGACACGCAGGCAGAAGCGUUCCGGCAGAUGCUGUCCCAGCAUAUGAUGGCGAUGCGUGGAACCGAUGGACCUAUGGGUUUGACUGGUGUUCCGGGACCUGUCGGGCCUCCUGGGCCAGAGGGAACGAAAGGUGAGCCGGGGGAUAUUGGCGAACCGGGACCUAGAGGGUUACGUGGGCCAGCAGGGUUGCCAGGAAGAGAGGGAAGACGCGGACGCGCUGGAAGAGACGGUGAACGUGGGCUUGCCGGAUUACAGGGUUUGAAGGGAGAACCGGGACCGAUUGGAUUACCGGGCAUUCCUGGCGAAAAAGGUGAACGCGGCCGAAUUGGACAUGCCGGCGAAAAAGGAGCCCAAGGUCACGAAGGAAUCCAGGGUGAAGAUGGCCCUCCGGGGUUGCCAGGUCUUCCGGGAGAGCUUGGACCACGAGGUUUCACUGGCGGGAGAGGAUUUCCAGGACCACCCGGGAACCCUGGCUUACCGGGCACUGAAGGCUUACCAGGAGUGAAGGGAAAUCCUGGCCCUCAGGGUCAGCCAGGAGCACCUGGGCAAACGGGCCCAACAGGACCGAUUGGCCCUCCAGGUCCUCAAGGAAACAUGGGUCCACCCGGAAUUCCCGGACCUCACGGAAAGCCUGGUUUACCCGGUUUGCCGGGGGCUGACGGAGCACCAGGCCGAGAGGGAAAUCCCGGAAUAGUGGGACCGAAAGGAGACCAAGGACCACAGGGCGUUCAAGGAUCGAUCGGUUUUCCCGGAAAUAGAGGUCCCAAAGGGGACGACGGAGAACGAGGAGCUCCGGGAGAUCGCGGAGAGAAAGGUGAACGUGGUCAUGACGGCGAAAAGGGUGACAUGGGACCGUCUGGCGAACGUGGAGCGAUAGGACCCCAAGGUAUAACGGGCAUCGAGGGUCCAGAGGGACCCAAGGGCUUUGAAGGACCUCGUGGGGAGCCUGGAGCGAUGGGUUUGUCCGGGGAGAAGGGCAAGCAAGGUGUUCAAGGGUUCACCGGAUAUCCUGGCCCGACCGGCGAUAAGGGAGACAAGGGUUCCGUUGGCAUUUCUGGAUUAACGGGCGAUAAAGGAGAAAGGGGCAAUACCGGACUACAAGGCGAACGCGGUGAAGUUGGACCGAGAGGUUUCCGAGGACCACGUGGUCGUAGAGGGGCGGACGGAACUCCCGGUUUCAAGGGUGAUACAGGUCAGCCAGGGGCACCAGGACCACAGGGAGAGAUCGGGCUCCAAGGACCAGAAGGACCACGUGGCUUCAUUGGGUUACCCGGUCCGCAAGGCAACAACGGGAAAGAUGGCCCACAGGGAACGCCUGGCGAGCGGGGACCUCCGGGUGAAAAUGGCAAUCCAGGACCAACGGGUGCCCCCGGUGUCAUUGGACCUCAGGGUCAAACCGGGGAACCAGGACCCGUUGGUGAACCAGGGAUACCGGGGUUACCAGGAAUGCCAGGUGAGCCGGGAGUUCCUGGUGAUACCGGCAAGGAAGGUCAAGUUGGACCUCCAGGUCCACCUGGUAAAAAUGGACCACCUGGAGCGCAAGGGUUGUCUGGUUUCCCGGGAGAGCGUGGAAUGAUGGGAAUGCCGGGUCUACCUGGCCUGAAAGGAGAAAUCGGAGUUCCGGGCAAUUCCGGGCCCGUCGGCGACAAAGGUCAACCUGGAGAACCCGGCAAAGAGGGACCUCCGGGACCAGAGGGUCGUCGCGGUCAAACGGGACCUCCAGGUUCUGUAGGCUUGAAAGGGGAGCGUGGUGAUAUGGGCUUGAUGGGACCUAUCGGAAGAGAUGGAUUGCCAGGGCAAAGAGGGUUAACGGGACCUCCCGGGCCCCAAGGUCCUCCAGGAGAAGACGGCGAUAAAGGAGACAUGGGCCCACCCGGUGAAAAGGGCUUCAAAGGUGCGCAGGGCGAGGCAGGUCCAACUGGGUCGCCAGGAUCACAGGGAAGUCGCGGAGAACCUGGAGCUGCCGGUCCACCCGGCGAAAAGGGGCCUCCAGGAGAAAUGGGUCGUGCCGGCGGAAAGGGUGAGGACGGCCCAACGGGAUUACCGGGACCUCCUGGUGCUUCGGGCCCCCAAGGAAUGCCUGGUCCGCCCGGGAUGAAAGGUGGUCGCGGAGAUGAUGGACCAAUCGGGCCGGCAGGCCCCAUUGGUUUACCAGGGGAACCAGGUAGAAGAGGACCUCGUGGCGCAGAAGGAGGACCAGGAGCGACAGGUCCUGCGGGACCACAAGGUUUAGCUGGUGAACCUGGUGCACAGGGCCCCCCGGGGCCACAAGGUCCCGAAGGGAAGGAAGGUGAAAAGGGAUCUAUUGGACCAAAAGGUGAGGAAGGUAAGAGUGGACCACCUGGACCUCCCGGAAAGCGUGGCCCAGCUGGCGCAGAAGGACCAAAAGGAGUGGCUGGUGCGCAAGGUUUCCCUGGUAAUCCGGGUGAACCGGGCGUGGUUGGCCCUAAAGGAGACACCGGAAAGGAUGGCGAAGACGGAAAACAGGGUGAACCUGGGCUGUCUGGAGAACCUGGACCUGUGGGAUUGCCUGGAGAGAUGGGGUCACCGGGAAAAAUGGGUCCAGAAGGUCCUGCCGGCAGCCAAGGGACCCCUGGGCUACCAGGAGAAAAGGGAGACCGUGGGUUGCCAGGGCCAGCUGGUAACAUUGGCAUAACUGGACCCCAGGGCAUGCCCGGACCGCAAGGUUUAACCGGUUUGAGGGGAUCGCCAGGAGCUUCGGGCGAGAUUGGACCAACGGGCAAAUCUGGCGAAACAGGACCUGCGGGUAAGAUUGGCGAGACUGGGGCUAAGGGACAGAAAGGUGACCGUGGUAAGCGUGGACCCAAGGGUCACCGUGGUGAGCUUGGAAUGGUUGGCUUGAAGGGCGACAUGGGCGAGAAAGGUGACAAGGGAAGUCGAGGUAAUCAAGGUAUAGAUGGUCCAAAGGGUCCUCCGGGUCCUGUUGGGCCUUUGGGUUUGAAGGGCAAUGACGGUCCUCAAGGCACGCCCGGUGGUGAUGGUCCAUUGGGGCCGAAAGGUUCUGAGGGCGUUGCUGGAAUGCGAGGUGAUCCAGGACCUCCAGGAUUACCUGGUCCGCCUGGUCCUCCAGCUGAGGCUCCACUUAUUCCUCCGGAGUUGCUGUUCCGCAUGAGUGAGUUCUCCAUCACAAAGGGAGAAGAUCGAAUGAAGCGAGAGGCUGAGGACAUUCCGGAAGAGGAGGAUGACUUUGACGAAGAACUGCUCAAGAUUGAGCCCAAGAAAAAGAAGAAGAAAAAGAAGAUCAAGGAUGACUUGGGACCCAAAUUCCUGGACAUGUACAGCUCGAUCUACUCGAUGCGCCAAGAGCUGGACCGGAUCCGAAAGCCAGUGGGCACGAGAGAAAACCCGGGACGUACCUGCCGUGAUCUGCACUAUGGCCAUCCCCAGUUCAAGGAUGGUUGGUACUGGAUCGACCCGAACCUCGGUAUGGCGGACGACGCCGUGUACGUGUUCUGCAACAUGACGGCCGAGGGUGAAACGUGCGUCUUCCCGGAUUUGCACAGCUCCCAGAUGCCGAACAUCCCGUGGCGAAAGGAGAACGACAAGACCGAUUGGUACUCGAACCUCCGGGGUGGAUUCAGGAUAUCGUACGAAACCGUUGGAGUGGUUCAGAUGACCUUCCUGCGGAUCCUUUCGCAAGGUGCGUACCAGAACUUCACCUACACGUGCAUGAACAGUGUGGCCUGGUUCAGCACGGAGGAAAACAACUACGACAAUGCGAUACGAUUCCUGGGCGACAACGAAAUCGACUUGGGCUACGAAAACUCCAAACUACGUCCGGGCGUGCUGAUGGAUGGCUGCAAAACGGGAAAAAGCAAGAGUGAAACGAUCUUCGAAAUUCGAACUGCCAAGCUGCAGUACCUGCCGAUAAUUGACUUUUAUCCGGUGGACUACGGGCAGCCCCAGCAAGCAUUCGGUUUCCAGGUGGGACCAGUUUGCUUCAAAUGACGAAAACGAGCUACGAGUGUAUGGACUUUGAAAGCCAGGAAAACGAUUUGAAAUAACGCGAUAUUCCAAUGUUAGACAUGAGAGUAUUCCUAAUGAGAAGUAGCUUAAGUUAAUAGUAAAAUAUAAUUUAAGAAACACACACACAUUUUAGAACUGUAAGGGGGACCAAACUAUACUUAAGUUGCAUAAGUUAAACAUAAACUACAAUGGACUGAAUAACAUCCUAAGUCAGGUGGGGAACCUACCUCUAACUUAGUUGUAAGAAAUGUCAAAGUACACACACACAAAAACACUUUGAAUAUCACUGCCAAAACCGUUGAUUUGUAAAUUGUUGAAUUAAAAAAAUAAAUAAAAUAAACAGCA